AUGUCUGCUCACACCAGAGUCGUCAACAAGAGGAGGGCGACAAUCACAGCUCUGCCUCUGUACUACUCUGGACAACUGCUGAAGAAAAACACCAGUGAGAAGGAUUUCAAGAAUUACUAUGGAGAGCUCCGUGGAGCCACGCUGUUUCUGUACGAAGAUGAAUCACAGGCUACAUACAUAGAGAAGCUGGACCUGGAGCAGCUUACGUCCAUGCAGUCAAAUUGUCCGUAUCAGAGGAAGACGCCGACCAUCUUCACCCUCAGCCUGCACACAGAGGAGGUGCAGCUGAAGAUUGACAAUCCUUACACAGGAGCGGAGUGGAGGGCUUACAUCCUGACUAUGGUCAAAAAGGAGAUCCCCGGUGACCUGCAGCUGCUGCCUGGGCAGAAGAUGCUGCUGCUUGACGCUCUGGAGACAGAGAGAAGGAGAAACUCCACCGCGUCACACCCACCGCUCCCGCCCCGACCAUCCUUCCUCCCUUCUUCCACAUCGUCACCCUCCUCUCAACCAGCCGAUGACCAUCCAGACUACAUGACCCCUGAUCUGCCUGCGUGCUUCUUCGAUGUGACGCGGCAGGAGGCUGAGAGGAUGCUGGAGGCAAACCCGGAGUACGGAGGCAUCAUCCUCCGCCCGUCCAGGCUCAACAACAUCUACGCUGUGACCAUCAGACAACUGACACCCAGAGGGCCUGUGAUGAAGAACUACAGAGUGGCCUGCACAAACCCAGGGUUUGUCAUGGAACUCCUCACACCAGUGACCGUCUCCUCCUUGAAUGAAGUAUUGAAAUACUUCAUUGAAAAGACACAGUGCCAUCCCUACGUGACGUCUGAGCCCUACGACUUCCUCAUUGAGCUUCCACCUGCUCCAAACUGCAUCAGCAUCACCUCACCUACACCUAAAACAGUACCCAAGGCACAAGUGGCGCCAAUGCUGCACCCGCAAAUCCAGAAGGAGCUCCAGCUCCCUCCAACUAAGCCAGCGGAGGAUGAAUAUGUGGUUCCUGAGGAUGACACGCCUGAUUACCACAACCUACGUCUGGGUGAGAAUGAGUGA
Molecule: messenger RNA, 1053 nt
Organism: Hippoglossus stenolepis (Pacific halibut)
Lineage: Eukaryota; Metazoa; Chordata; Actinopteri; Pleuronectiformes; Pleuronectidae
Product: signal-transducing adaptor protein 1-like
Exons: 9
Coding region: 1-1053 (350 amino acids)
Biological process (GO): cell surface receptor protein tyrosine kinase signaling pathway; positive regulation of B cell receptor signaling pathway
Molecular function (GO): protein kinase binding; signaling adaptor activity
Source: RefSeq, a predicted model, not a curated record